GUGAAUUCUUCAGCCUCAGCUCACGCUCCUCAGCCCCCUUUGAUGCCCCAGCCAUCAGGCUGCCCAUGCAACACGACCAAAUGAUCUACUUUGCGGUCUCUGAAUAUGUCUUCAACACGGCCAGCCGGGUCUACCAGCAGGCUGGGCACAUGAACUUCAUCAUUCGAAAUGAACACGUGAAGACACUAACAAAGAUGGUUAAUAACAAUAAGUCAGUUAAAAAGCAGUGGAAAGAGAACUGGAACCCGAGCUGUGUGACCUCCACGUCUGUACCACUCACCACUCUGCUGUCCUGCUUCUCAAGCAACUUCCUGCUUCACCUGCUGCAGCUUCCCCUGGACUCUCCAAUCUAUUUGCACACCAGUUGGUUCCAGGCGGUGAUUCCUCAGCUGACCAGGUUGUACCCCAACAUGGAGCUAGAGAUCGAGGCAUCACCUGAAUCAGAACCACUCCUGAUGUUCACCCCUGGAAAUGUGACCCUCACUCCAGUGAUGGAUAUCCAGGUCUUCGCUCUCCUGCCCAACUCCUCCGACCGCCAGCUCCUCUUCCAGCUCAGGGCGAAAACGCGCAUCUCUGUCACCAUCAAUGUGAACUCCAGCAGGAUUGUCGGCUCACUGACCACGGGAAGUAAGCUGAAACUCGAACUGAAACACUCCAACAUCAGUCACUUCAAUGUGGAGUUGCUGGAAGCCAUCUUCAACUACUACGCAGUCAACAUCGUAUACCCCUCUGUCAACGCAAAGCUUGAGGAGGGCUUCCUGCUCCCUCUCCCAAGGAACACUUACCUCAAUAGCUUGGAGCUCCAGAUUCACAAGAACUUCCUGCUCUUAGGUGCCAAUAUUGAUUGGGCCGAAGACUGAGAAGGAACCAUGGUUGGAGUGGACCUGCCCAAAUGUACAAAGGUCUAAACCCUGCACCAGAAUGGCCUCCUCUCAUGACCCCCUCUGCCUGGACACUAGCCACCAAGGAACCUAUGACAUCUGAAGCCAUACCUGUCCAUAGGACACCUUCCCCACCCUUCUCCCUAUUCUCCUCCUCCCACAUCUCUGUGUUCUCUGUAGCUGUCCUCAGCCUUACUCUGGGGAGCUCAGCCUGGGCACUUCCUAGUCUGGCACUAGAAUAACUUCCGUAAAGAAAAAACCACGACCAAUGGCUGGGGACAUGUAGCCCCAGACAUCCUGCUCAACAUUUAAGUUCAUAGACCUUAAUGUUCAUGUCAUUUGAUGUCAUGGUAAGGAGGCCAAUAAUCAGAAGUGGGCUCAAAACCUCAUUCUCCUAUUGUUACGUAGCAUUUCUUGAGAUGAAGCCAGCCAAAAGGCCACCCAGUCUCUGCAUGGGUUACAUGGGGGUGUUGGAAAAGUCAGGAUGCAUUUUUGUGUAGAGAAACGUGACUUUUCCAACAACCCAAAAGAUUUGUUUAGUAAACCUAGAUUUUGAUUUUUAAAAUGAUUUUCCUUUAUUAGCGUCUGUCUCGGCUUGAUGCUAAAGUCAGAGUCUGAAAGUAUGUGGUCCCAAAAAAUAAAUGAAGAAAAAAAAAAGUAUGAUCUCUGCCUUCAUCAAGCUUACAGUAAAAAACAGGGGCUGAGGGCCAGGAGAUGGUUAUAGCAGU
This is a messenger RNA of Tupaia belangeri chinensis (Chinese tree shrew), 1609 nucleotides long. RefSeq names its product lipopolysaccharide-binding protein-like. Gene Ontology annotation, molecular function: lipopolysaccharide binding. The record is from RefSeq and is a predicted model, not a curated record. The coding region runs from base 66 to 860 and encodes 264 amino acids. The transcript has 8 exons. NCBI's taxonomy places the organism in Eukaryota, Metazoa, Chordata, Mammalia, Scandentia, Tupaiidae. Gene Ontology annotation, biological process: acute-phase response; lipopolysaccharide-mediated signaling pathway; macrophage activation involved in immune response.